Molecule: messenger RNA, 1616 nt
Organism: Colias croceus (clouded yellow)
Lineage: Eukaryota; Metazoa; Arthropoda; Insecta; Lepidoptera; Pieridae
Exons: 2
Coding region: 34-1257 (407 amino acids)
Source: RefSeq, a predicted model, not a curated record
CCGCGAUCGUAUAUAGUUCGUUAGUUUGGCACCAUGGAGGAACAAAAGUGCAGAAAUAUAGAAAGUAUAUUAACAGAAAAACAUUUAAAAACCAUUAUGCAUCGUGCCUCCUUGGAUGGGUGGAAAUUUUUAGGUUAUGACGUAAAACCUGCUUCGAUAGGUCUUGCAGGAUUUCUAGGGGAUCAUUUCAAAAUUGUGGUCCAUUUACAAAAUGCUGGCAUCACGAAGAAAUUGUAUCUAUUUGCGAAGUCGAUGCCGUUGUUAAAUAAACCGAAGGCGGAUUUUAUUACGGAUUAUAAUUUUUUUCGGCGGGAAAAUCUUGUAUACAAGUUAUUCGAGGAUAUGGGUGUGACAGAUUCCGACAACUGGUGCACAAAAGCGUACAUACACACGGACACAAUGUUGGUACUGCCUGACCUCUCCAUCCUCGGCUACAAGACCGUACCCACAGAACAAUUCUUCGACUUAAAGCAUGCGUUAAUAGCCGUGAAGUCGUUAGCCCAGUUCCACGCUAAAUACGCGUGCUACGAAGCUAAUCAACAGAAAACAAUAUAUGAAGACCACAAAGAAGUUCUUAAAGAAUCUGCCUUUAUCGAUGCACCAUGGCUACGAGCUGCUGCGAAAUUAACCUGCAGUCUGCUCCGAGAAUUCUCAACAAAAACCAUAGAUGAAGACACACUAGCGAACCUGUUUUUAAAAGCAUGCGACGAUCUAACAGUCAGCAAGGACAGCAUCAACGUUAUUCUCCAUAGAGAUUUGUGGACCAACAACAUACUAUUUCGUCAUGAGGAUGAUGAGCCGAAAGAAGCUGUCUUAGUAGACUUCCAAUGCAUCAGAUACGGUCCACCAGCGUUUGACUUGAUGAUAUUACUCUAUCUCACAACGACAAAGCAGUUCCGAGAGUUCCAUGAAAAGGAAGUGUUUAACCACUAUUACACAGUUUUUACCCAAUAUUUAGACGACACUAUGAAGGGAAAAUUAAAGGAUUACAAUUACGGGAGGUGGGACUUCUUUAACUGGUGCGAAAGGGCUAGAAUGUUCGCGAUGAUGGAGGCAAUGGCUAUAUUUCCCUUUGUGUUAAUGGACCCUUCGUUAGCGGAGAAGACUUUUGACGAUCCUGACACGUUUAAGAAGCACGUGGAAGAAGACAGGUGUAAGCCGGUGCUGGAUUAUGCUCGACAGAGUAAGUUUUAUAGAGAGAAGAUGUUGGAAGUAAGUGAAGAAUUCGUGGAUAGGUACCAUUUGAAGCGUUUAUAAUUUUUUAAUUUGUUUAAGCUUUGUGUAAUUUGAUUUAAUAGUGUCGACUGAUACAGUCGUUUCUCUAGUACUUCAAUAUGUGAAAUUUAAUUACCUAAGCAAUGAGCUGAAUAUAAGUAGAUGUAUUAGGUAUAAAUAUACCAUCAAAGCCAUUUUCGUCAUCAGGACAUGUCCAAAAAAAAGGACUAACAAAGUUAGGUAUAGAAUUAGGAACAGUGUGGAUUAAAGAGCAUAAAUAUUAUUAUUUAAUGAAAUUAUUUCUGUUUCUCUUUUAUAAGUAUGUUAAUCAUUGUUGUUAUGUAAAUAAAUUUAAAAUUAUAUUUUUUGUUUUUAUAAGUAAUAAAGAUGUUUUGUUCGUU